Messenger RNA from Mustela erminea (ermine), 5255 nucleotides. It is a transcript of the gene DPF3, whose product is annotated as double PHD fingers 3. Gene Ontology annotation, cellular component: nucleus. Bases 18 to 1154 code for a protein of 378 amino acids. The record is from RefSeq and is a predicted model, not a curated record. The transcript is spliced from 11 exons. Lineage: Eukaryota; Metazoa; Chordata; Mammalia; Carnivora; Mustelidae.
UGUUACAUUGUAGCAAAAUGGCGACUGUCAUUCACAACCCCCUGAAAGCGCUCGGGGACCAGUUCUACAAGGAAGCCAUCGAGCACUGCCGCAGCUACAACUCGCGGCUCUGCGCAGAGCGCAGCGUGCGCCUCCCCUUCCUGGACUCGCAGACCGGGGUGGCCCAGAACAACUGCUACAUCUGGAUGGAGAAGAGGCACCGCGGCCCAGGCCUCGCCCCGGGCCAGCUAUACACAUACCCUGCCCGCUGCUGGCGUAAGAAGAGACGAUUGCACCCGCCUGAGGAUCCAAAGCUUCGACUGCUGGAAAUAAAACCUGAAGUGGAGCUGCCCCUGAAGAAGGAUGGCUUCACUUCGGAAAGCACCACCCUGGAAGCCUUGCUGCGGGGUGAGGGUGUGGAGAAGAAGGUGGAUGCCAAGGAGGAGGAAAGCAUGCAGGAAAUACAGAGGGUGGUGGAAAAUGACGAAAAUGUAGAAGAAGGAAAUGAAGAAGAAGAUUUAGAAGAGGAUAUCCCCAAGCGCAAGAACAGGACCAGAGGACGGGCCCGUGGCUCGGCAGGCGGCCGGAGGAGGCACGAUGCCGCCUCUCAGGAAGACCACGACAAACCUUACGUCUGUGACAUCUGUGGCAAGCGCUACAAGAACCGGCCAGGACUUAGCUACCACUACGCGCACACUCACCUGGCCAGCGAGGAGGGGGAUGAAGCUCAGGACCAGGAGACCCGGUCCCCGCCCAACCACAGAAAUGAGAACCACAGACCCCAGAAAGGACCGGAUGGGACAGUCAUUCCCAACAACUACUGUGACUUCUGCUUGGGGGGCUCUAACAUGAACAAGAAGAGUGGACGGCCUGAAGAGCUGGUGUCCUGUGCAGACUGUGGACGCUCUGGUCACCCAACAUGCCUGCAGUUCACCCUGAACAUGACCGAGGCUGUCAAGACCUACAAGUGGCAGUGCAUAGAGUGCAAAUCUUGCAUCCUCUGCGGAACCUCGGAGAAUGACGACCAGCUCCUCUUCUGCGAUGACUGUGACCGUGGCUAUCACAUGUACUGUUUAAAUCCCCCUGUGGCUGAGCCCCCAGAAGGAAGCUGGAGCUGCCACCUGUGUUGGGAACUGCUCAAAGAGAAAGCCUCAGCCUUCGGCUGCCAAGCCUAGGGCCCCAGGUCGCAGACCGUGACCUGCUGCUGGAGAGGCGUACGCGGAGCCCACUUCAAACCGGAUCAAGCCCCCACUCCCAAAUAUCCAGAGAGACCAACUGUAAGGAAGACCCGUGGUCACAGAGGGCUUGGACGUGCGGCACCGAGAGGGUGAGGUGUCUGCUUACCUCCUACACACAGGUUCCAGCAUUUCGGCGAGCCCCUCCUCGUUUCUACCGGAAGGAUGUCGCACUUUUGAAGAACACCCGUAGCCCCGGCCCUGUGGGACCCCCUCACGUUGCCCCCGGCCCUGCAGCCCUCUCACUGGUUCCCAUUUUAAGGGAAGCUGUUUUGUGACCACCGAUCGGUCACUCAUGUGUAGUCUGGUGUUUUCUAUCUAUUGUGUUCCAAGAAAUCUUCACACAGCCUCCCGCCUCCUGCUUCGGCUCUUUAUCCUGAACUCAGCAAAGGAACAAAAGGCUGUGGAGAAGUUGUUAUUUAUUACAAGCCUCCCUGGAAACUUCCAGACUCGGAGUCGGGAGGCCAUCUUGAUGAUGAAACUCCCUCUUUGUUCCUUGGUCUCUGUGAAGAAGAAAAGAGGUUUUCUGCUCCCCCCACCCCCCAAACCCCCACCCAGAUACCGUGUGAUGUCUACACCCAGGGUGGUCUCUUGAUGGGGCUGGAGAGGGAAGAAGUGCUGAGGGGUGGGUGGAAAUGUUGGGAAGAAAAUUCAGAGGUCCUGCCACAGCCAGUCAGUCUUUGUUAUCCAUCCGGGGGGGCUUUGUGGUUCCUCGACCUUCGGAGCUGGGGUGUCCUUGAGGUGAGAUAAGGCACAGCCUGUGGCCGGGGAAGAUGCUAGGGCUCUGCCUCCCCACCAGCCUGGGUCUGGAACUUUCCCUGGCGGGACUCAAGAACCAGGAAAGUGGGUGAAGCCUGCCCAGUCCAGAAUCUGAAUGUUGGCACAAAGGACGCAGCUUUGCGAAACCCGUCAGUAUUGAUGUGGCACCACAAAGUCCUUUCCCCAAGUAAUUUCUUCCUUCUACACGGUGUGUGUUGGCCACUGUCUGCUGACUGUCACCCGACUGCCACUGUCAUCCGACUCUGGGGAUUUGAGGAUGGGGUCGAGAUGAUUGUCACCUCAACAAAUAACUGGGGUGGGGGGGAUUCUUUAUGAUCACGGUGGCAGUGACGCGCACUCCUCAGCCGGAGGGCUGCUCUUGCCCUCUAAGCUCCCCAGUACGUGCUGGACUCUUGUUUUCCAAAAAAAAGAAAAAAAAAAUGUUUUGAGAAGAAAGAGGUGGGAAGCUGAGCUUCUGAGAUGCCUGUGUUGGAAGUCAGCCCCGAGGGCCGGCGUGGCUCGGGCUGUCUUUGAAUCUCGGAGGCGAUGGCUACGGCAGCAGCACACAGUAACUGACACGUUUCUGGAAAAAUCAUUUGCCCAAAGGGCGGGUCUCGGUGAGCGGGACCCUUGCGCAUGCUCGGCUUCCUUGAAAUCAGCUCCAUCUCCGUGGCCCGGCUGCUCCCAACAAAGGCCAAGGUUAUUUUUAGUCCUCCAGCUCCUGAGGAAGCCCCUGGAGACUGGGAGGCUCGUUGGGCCACUUCUGCCCUGCUGUGGGGUUCGCUCCAUGACUUGGCAAGAGCCUCCCUCCUGGGCUCACUGCUCUCGGCCAGUGGCCUCAGGGCAGCCUGGCGUGGAGCCGAGCGGGGCUGGUCUCACCCAGGCCCUUGCAGAGUGACCUGUGGGGUCAGUCUCCUGGAGGGGCCCAUGGCCUGCGAGUGAGCUGCGUGCAUACAUAACAGGCUGGUUUGAAGGGCCCUGUCCAGAUGGGAUUUUCAUCCUGCUCCUAUGACACGUCCUUCCCCCUGCUGGCUGGGGAGGCUGUUUUGGAUUCUGGAGGGGCAGGGAGGGUUUGGGGAGCUGCCGUGCAGUCUUGUCAUCUGCUCCCCAGAAGUGUCACAUCAGAGGAGCGGAUGUCCUCUCCCGACUGCUCUGGCUCUCUGUCUUCCCACAAAACCCAAAGUGGGGUGUCCUCAAAGGCUGAUUGCUGGUUUUGAAAAUCACUUUGACUUAAUUUUAGAGAAAAAGUGACCAGAAUGUUCCCAAAUGCCACAAUAGCUUAAAGGUUAAAAAAGGAAGUCUGAAACCCCAAACUGGGGCCCUCCUACUUGACAAAACCUCUUUGGAGGGUGUACACAUGCGUUCCACGAGGGGGAAUUGAGUCUUGCAAGGGAGGGUGCUGUAACCCACAGUGGGGUCGGGGCGGGAGCUCCAGGCCCUAGAAUGGGUGUGAAGAGGGUCCAGAGUUCCCUUUCCGGUUGCAUUCCCUGUGGGAUCAGUGCAGCCUCUUCCUCUUUGAGGUCUCAGUUUCCCCAUCUGGAAAGUGGGGAUAGCAAGGCCAGCUUAUGGGACGACACUUUUGGGGUACAGCAAGCAGACAAAAUCUCUAGAGUCACAUUUCUCACUUUCUGUAUUGAGACCAAGAAAAGGACGGUAAACUUCAGAUUGGUCUUUCUCUGACCCCCAGAGAACGAGCUAGAAUCAUGGGGUGCACGUGGCUGAUCAGGGUUUUGGUUUUGCCUUUGCUAUUCAGUAACAAAGUGACCUCGGGCAAGUCACCUAGCGUCUCUGAACCUCAGUUCUCCCCACCUAUAAAACAGAGAUAAUAACCCUUGCCCUGUCUGUUCCACAGUGACACUGGGAGACUAAAAAAGCUUAAUGUUAUAUAAACAACCACCGGAAAGCAGGGCUUUCCAGGGAGGGAUCCCUAACGAUUUCUAUGUCCCCUUCUUGUGUGAAUUAGCCAAGGUCAUCUAACCUUGAAAAGAUAACCUUGAACCUAUAACCAGAAUCUCCCUUUUGACCCAAAUGGGUUUAUGUUUUAGGGGCUGGGCUGCCUGUGGUCAGAGGCAGUAAGCCAAAGCUGUGACAAGGACCCGUGCUUGGGUUUGCUGUUGGUGGGAGGUGAGGGAUUUACCCUGGGGUUGGGGAUUUCAGAAUGAAGAUACUUGGGGGUACUCCUUUCUACAAGAUCAUCAUCACCUAGUCUGGGGAGCCAACUUCUGGAGAGGACUAUGAUUCAGUUCAAUGUAACAUUCACUUAGAAACUUUGGUGUAAAGCCCAGCUCUGCUACAUUUCUAGCUGGUUGACCUUGGGCAAAUUCUGGGACUCCUUUUCCAUGUCUGUGAGGCAGGGAGAUGUGGCCUGUCCAGCAGGGUUGUUGCCGGGAUGAGCACUAGGGCUGGUGAAGGUCUGGCCCUGGGGCCUGUCCUGAUGGAGGCCCCCACACUUGGGUGUCUCUUGUCACUGGGUAGAGCGGCCACCAAUGGGAGAUAAUGACACUCUUGCCUGCCAGCUAGAAUCCCUGGAACAGCCAAGGAGACUUUGCACCCCUAUAUUGUGGCUCCACCUAGCCAGAGAGGGGGCGAGGCCAUGGGAUCUGCGCCGGAAGUGGAAACCCUUUUUUUUCCGAGACACUUCUUUUUUGCUCCUGCAGCAAAUCCAGUGCUGGCAACGUUGUGAGGCUCUCCAGGCAAGGCCUCUGCUAGGAGAUUGACAUUCUGUUUUCCUUCUCAACCCUGCACAGACGCCUAGCACCUAGAGCAGGAGCCCCAGGGUCCCACGGCGCCCCUGCUGCUGUCAGCGCCCCAGGGCCUGGUGGGAAGUCGAGGCAGGCCGCGAGGAGCAGCAGCUUCCUGGGGCUAUGCUCAGAUGUGAGACUUGGAACUAGGAUGGUGAGCCAUGGGUGGGUGCAAGGGAGGCCGGAGUCCUCCAGAACUGAAAAAGGUAACGGGUUGAAAGUUUCGGGUUUAGAUUUCACUGUGAUGGUUUCAUGAUACCCCAGAGAGUUCCGCUCGUGAUGCAUUUUAGGCUUUCUUCGUUGAACACAGAAGAAUGAUUCCUUUCAGCCCUCCCCUUGAAGAACUCAGAUCAUUAAGGAAGAAAAAUGAGAUGAUUAUUAUUACUUUUCCUAUUGGGGCAAGUUUAGGAGACAGAGCCGUGUUCUUGAAGAAAGAUUACUGGCAACUUCAGGCUUUAGAUUCAGAGAAGAGGGGCCCCUGGGUCUGUGGUUGAGGGGAGGUCCGGAAGCCCCACGGACCACAUUCCCUGUCCCUAGACUG